Aspergillus chevalieri is the source of this 1578-nucleotide messenger RNA. Its product is annotated as Sds3 domain-containing protein. The coding region runs from base 1 to 1578 and encodes 525 amino acids. NCBI's taxonomy places the organism in Eukaryota, Fungi, Ascomycota, Eurotiomycetes, Eurotiales, Aspergillaceae. Gene Ontology annotation, cellular component: Sin3-type complex. Gene Ontology annotation, molecular function: histone deacetylase binding. The record is from RefSeq and is a predicted model, not a curated record. Gene Ontology annotation, biological process: negative regulation of transcription by RNA polymerase II. The transcript has 2 exons.
AUGGCCUACUCACCGGCCCCAACAUCACCCACCUCUGGACCUGGAGCCAUGCACCCCUUCCCUCCAAUCCAUCCCCAUCGAGGAGCCCAAUCCCCCAGCCCUCCACCCACAACCACCGCACCCGGUCCCGCACACACAGCCGCCAACGCAAACGCAAACCCCCCCAUCUCCAAACGCGACAAACGCCGCAGCGCCCUCCAGGAGCGCCUCCAAGACCUAACCGCCUCCUUCUCCCAGAACCGCGACGCCCAGUUCCGCCAGCAGCUGCAUGCCCUGCAGUGCGACAUGACGCUGAUCAACAACGCGGACCCCUAUGCGCCGGGGCCGCUGCCGGAUUCGGCGGAGGAGGUCGCCAGGCUGGUUGAGGGGACUGUUGGUGGGGGAGUUUUUGGGAGGGAGAUGGCGGGGUUGUCGGGGAUGUGGUAUUCGCGGUUUGUGCAGGAGGUGAAUGGGGUGAAGGAGGAGAGGGAUGGGGAGUUGGCUAUGUUGGUGCACCGUCAUGAAAAUAAUCUUGAGCGAUUCCGUCGGGAAUAUGCGUUUCGGAACCAUUUCGCUGCUGAGGAGUAUAAUAAUCUGUCAUCGACGCUGCGGGAGCGGUUGGUGCAGACGAUUACCGGGAAGAAGGGUCGAUUGAUGAGGGAAAAGGAGCAAUUGGAUAUCGCGGAUACCAAUUCGCUUCUUCUUCACCCGAACCAGUUCAGUAUCACCAACCCUGCUAGUCCUGGUGGGGUCCAUGGGAAUCGCAAGACCAGACAUACCCGUCACCGCAUGGAUUUGGAUGAACUGGGCAACGGGAUUGGGUCGGAGGUGUUGAAUAAGAGGAAGCGAAAGGCUCCUGAGGAUGAUGUGGGCUCGCCGGUGCGGGAUGCAGGUUCUGCGGAGCGGGCUAAAGCUAGUGCUGCUCAGCAUCAGCCGCCGCCUACUUAUUCGCUGCACUCGUUGUUCACGGAUAAGGAGCUUAGUUCGCAUGCCAAUCUCGCUCAUAUUGCUACGAUUCACUUCUUCUCGACUUCCAAGCGGGGAGACCAGGGUGGUGUUGGGACGAGCAACAAUACCGAUGCGGAUGAUGCGUCUGGCACCGGGGACCACACCGGGCAGGAAGACAAUGGUACUCCGGCCACUGAUAUGGUGCGGACAGCCAGCCAGAACUUCCACGCGACGCGAUCCACCCGCACACAUGGUAACAGCGCCCUCAACGCCCUGGCCGAGCUCUCCGAUAAACAAGCAAUCCGUCCAAACCUCCCCUACCACCUCCUAACAAACCACCAACCCCGAGUUAACGCCAGCGCCCCACCACCGCCGCCACUAAUGAACGAAGAAAUGGAAGACGACUGGGCGCGCUUGGAACGACUACACAGCAAGCCAGCAGGCUGGGUGGACCGCAAUCUAAUCGAGGUCCUUCUCGAGCCUGGCCCGGAACAAGUCGACGGGGUGCCACAGGAUCCGCACAGGUUCAGCAUGUUGCACCCGGACUUUCCUGCUACGAUGGGGGUGCAUUGGUAUCCGCUUAGAAAUGACCGGGAUCGAGCGGAGAUGUUGGGUGGUAGUACGACGAGUAAUAAGAGGACGAAGACAUGA